This is a messenger RNA of Rotaria socialis, 870 nucleotides long. Lineage: Eukaryota; Metazoa; Rotifera; Eurotatoria; Philodinida; Philodinidae. The record is from the annotation of a GenBank genome assembly.
AUGGCUGACGACGAAGAAGAAGUGGGCGAAGAAGAAAAUACAAACAAUUUAGGCUCUUAUGAAGGCGAUCGUAAUGAAAAAAAUGAACGUCAUGGCUUUGGAAAAGCUACAUUGCCUAACGGAGACACCUACGAAGGUCAAUAUCAAAACGGAAAACGACAUGGUACUGGAACAUAUCGAUUUUCAAAUACCGCACGUUAUGUUGGUGAAUAUGUAAAGAAUAAACGACAUGGAAAAGGUAUAUUUUACUAUCCAGAUGGAUCGAAGUAUGAUGGCGAAUGGAAUGAGAACGUUCGUGAAGGUCACGGUACAUAUACAUAUCCCAAUAAUGAUACUUAUGCAGGAGAAUGGAAAAAUCAUCAAAGACACGGCAAAGGAACAUAUACUUAUGCAGCUACAAAAGCUCAGUAUAUUGGUACAUGGAAUGCUGGUAAACGACAAGGCCCUGGUGAGCUACAAUUCAAUCACUACAAAUUUGUUGGCAAAUUUCGUGAAAAUUAUCCAAAAGGUAAAGGGAAAUUCGUUUUCAAAAAUGGAUAUCAACAAAAUGGUGAAUAUCAUAUAACAUCAACAGCCACUGAAGAUGAUACAGAUGCACCACCUGAAGUACACUACAAGUGGAUUGCACGUGAUGUCGUUGCCACCGAACAAGAACAACCGUACGAUUUAGACGAUGAACAAGUAGAAACAGAUAGAUCACUAGAAAAAGAUACUAUGCAAAAUAGCAAUGUUGUCGCUGAUGCUGAUCAAAUUGACAAUGAAUUGCAUGCUGAAACAGGAGAUGGAGCCGAUGGAAACGAAGAAAAUGAUGAACUUCGACAAUCUAAUGAUGAUAUUCCAGGUGAAGAACAAUUUGAAGAAGACGGAUGA